AUGGGUGCAUACCUUCCUUCACCAAAAACUGACAAACAUACAAUUAAAGGUCAAAAUGAGCGAGUCAGGUAACUUUAAUACAGUUUUGCUGCAUCAGAAAUGCAAGGAUGGAGAAUAAGCAUGGAAGAUGCACAAAUUACAGAAGUUAAUCUGGGCCCAGAUGCAAUGCUUUUUGGCGUUUUUGAUGGGCAUGGAGGUAAAGAAGUUGCCAAAUUUGUAGAGCGUCAUUUCCGCCAAGAGCUUUUAGCAAAUCGUAAUUAUCAAACAAAUCGUUUUGAAGUCGCUUUACAAGAAACUUACCUCAAAAUGGACCAACUUCUAACUACUAGCUCCCCAUCCAUGAGCAAAAAAAGUUUUUAAUAAAUAAAAUUUUAUGAAAAAUAUAUUGAUAUAUGAAAUCUCUAGCGAAUCUGUUGAGUUGUAAACAGUUCUAAAGCAUAAAUUUACAUAUUAAAUUAAUGUUUUAUUCCCAAUUUUUGAGAGUUGGGACUUUGAAAAAAUUCAACAUAAAAUUUAUAUAUACAUUUGUUAAAAAAUUAACCCCGAUAGAGAUUAAAAUUUACUCGCACACAAAGGGGAGUAAAGAAGGCCAGCGUGAAUUAGUAAGACUGCAACGCGACCUUCCUGAAGACUAUCAAGUUGUCGUUGAUGACGCAGACUCACUAGCAGGCUGCACAUCAGUGGUAGCUUUAAUUAAGGGCAACAAGUUAUAUGUUGCGAACGUAGGAGAUUCCAGAUGUGUAUUAGCUAAAGCAGGAAGGGCUAUUGAAAUGUCACAAGAUCAUAAGCCUGACAACCAGAUCGAAAAAGAUAGGAUUACAAGGGCAGGGGGCAAUGUAGAAGAUGGAAGAGUUAUGGGAAAUAUAAAUUUAAGCAGAGCGAUUGGGGAUUUAGAGUAUAAAAAAAAUGCAGAACUGGCUCCUGAAGAGCAGAUGGUAACAGCUUUUCCUGAUAUUAAAGUCGAAGAGCUUACACCUGAGUGUGAUUUCAUUGUGUUGGCAUGUGAUGGGAUUUGGGAUAUUUUAACUUGCCAACAGUGUGUUGAGAUUUGUUAUAAAAAUAUUGCAGAAGGUAUGGACUUAGGAGAUGUAGUUGAAAAGGUCAUUGACAGAUGUCUUGCGCCAGAUGUUGAAAACACUGGCGGCUUGGGCUGCGAUAACAUGACUAUGAUAUUAGUUAAGUUUAAUCAUUAA
Molecule: messenger RNA, 1193 nt
Organism: Blepharisma stoltei
Lineage: Eukaryota; Ciliophora; Heterotrichea; Heterotrichida; Blepharismidae
Source: the annotation of a GenBank genome assembly